AUGUUCCAAGCUGCCCAGGUUCUCUGUGGGGAUGAGAAACCCUAUAAAUGCACCGAGUGUGGGAAAGGCUUUGGGCAGGAGAAGAUCCUCCGAGAGCAUCAGAGAAUCCACACAGGCGAGAGGCCGCACAAAUGCGCUCACUGCGGGAAAAGCUUCACCUGGAGCACCAGCCUGAUCAAGCACCAGCAGAUCCACACGGGCGGCAAGCUGCACGCCUGCACCGCGUGCGAGAAGAGCUUCCGGUGGCGGCACAGCCUCCUGCAGCACCAGUCGGUGCACAGCGGCGAAAAGCCGCACACCUGUGCCCAGUGUGGCCGCAGCUUUGUGGAGAAGCAGGCGCUGAAGAAGCACGAGAGCAUCCACACGGGGGAGAAGCCCUUCACCUGCAGCGAGUGCGGGAAGAGCUUCCGGCAGAAGGGCAACCUGGUGUCGCACGAGCGGAGCCACCUGGAGGAGAAGCCGCACCGAUGCCCCGAGUGCGGGAAGUGCUUCCGGGAGCAGCGCUUCCUGGCCACCCACCAGCGCACCCACACCCAGGAGCGGCCCUACCAGUGCGCCCAGUGCCAGAAGCGCUUCAGUGCCAAGCAGGGGCUCCGCAUCCACCAGCGCCUGCACACCGGGGAACGGCCCUUCCACUGCCCCCUCUGCGGGAGGAGCUUCACCGAGAGGAAGAACCUCAACAAGCACCAGCGGACGCACAGCGGGGAGACCCCCUACACCUGCGGGGAGUGCGGGAACAGCUACACCCAGAAGUACAGCCUGAAGGUGCACCAGCGAACCCACAGCGGGGAGACCUCCCACACCUGCAGCGAGUGUGGGGAGAGCUUCAAGCAAAGGAACCACCUGGUGAGCCACCAGCGGAGCCACAAAGCCGGGAGCCUCUACAUAUGCGCCGAGUGUGGGGAGAGCUACAGCCAGUGGGCGCAUCUCACCGCCCACGAGAGAAUCCACACCCGGCAGAGCCAGCCUGCAUGCACUGAAUAUCGGUAA
Emys orbicularis (European pond turtle) is the source of this 990-nucleotide messenger RNA. Its product is annotated as gastrula zinc finger protein XlCGF7.1-like. Bases 1 to 990 code for a protein of 329 amino acids. Gene Ontology annotation, molecular function: DNA-binding transcription factor activity, RNA polymerase II-specific; RNA polymerase II cis-regulatory region sequence-specific DNA binding. Gene Ontology annotation, biological process: regulation of transcription by RNA polymerase II. Gene Ontology annotation, cellular component: nucleus. NCBI's taxonomy places the organism in Eukaryota, Metazoa, Chordata, Testudines, Emydidae. The transcript has a single exon. The record is from RefSeq and is a predicted model, not a curated record.